AUGCCUGCCCAUUACCAACCAUCACCACCAACACCAACACCAACACCAACACCGUCAAAACCGAAUCCAAAGCUCCUAUCCCUCCUCCUUAAGGCCAUCAUCAUGACCCUCCUCACCUCUCUCUUCUUCCUCUUCCUCGACCUUGCCUCCGCCACCUUGCUCCUCCUCCAUAUCUCCCUCUCUUCCCACCGCCACCGCCACCGCCGCUCUUCUCUCCCCUCCACCUCUUCUUCUGGGCUACCCCCCAGAGACCUCAACACACUCCCCCACUUCAGAUUAAAGCGGCACGCCAGGAAGAAUGGCGCCGCUGAAGAUGAAGAAUGCGUGGUCUGCCUCGACUCCUUCAGGGACGGCCAGUGCUGCAGGAAACUCGCGGCUUGCGGUCACCUGUUCCACAAGCGGUGCGUGGACUCGUGGCUCGUCAAGGUCGCCUCCUGUCCGAUGUGCCGGGCACGUGUGCAAUCAAAUGCGGGAACGAAGGGUUCCAUGGUGGGUUUGGAGGAGGAUGAGGAUAAGAAGCUUUGGGGGGAUUUGGACCAGCUCCUCAUCUCUGUUCUGAACUCGUCUCUAACAGAUACUGUACUAGCCCAGGUCCUUGAGUGUGCCACGUCCUCUAAAAUCUGGUCUACCCUCCACAAUCUAUAUGAUGCCCUUUCCUAUGCUCAUAUAAUUCAAACACAAUUUCAACUGGCUACCUUGAAAAAGGGUCCAAAGUCUAUUACCAAAUACUUUCAUAAGGCCAAGAAUCUUUCUACUACCUUGAGUGCAGCUGGUCAACCACUUUCUCCUUCUCAGUUUUCUGCGUUUCUUCUUGCUGGGCUAGGUACCGAAAAUGAAUCAGUGUCAAGCCUCACAAUUGGACCUAUGCCGCUUGACUCGAGGGGGGAUAUUAAGGCAGUUACAACUGCUGCCUCAGAAGAAGAAUCCUCCUCUGGACAACAUGCAGCUGGUGUGCGUGCAAUUGAGGGAAUCUCCAGCAAAGCCAAGAAGGCUCUAGAAUGA
Molecule: messenger RNA, 1002 nt
Organism: Juglans regia (Persian walnut)
Lineage: Eukaryota; Viridiplantae; Streptophyta; Magnoliopsida; Fagales; Juglandaceae
Product: E3 ubiquitin-protein ligase ATL9-like
Exons: 3
Coding region: 1-1002 (333 amino acids)
Source: RefSeq, a predicted model, not a curated record